AUGCCCCAGUGUCGCCUCACGUUGCAGGACGGAAAUUCUGGGGCGUGGAGCCUGGGCGACUGCUUCUCAAGCUCUAUUUUUAGUUGCAGCCCGGCGACCCCCGCCCUGGGACCCCCGCCCCGGGACCUGCGCCUGGAGCCAUCCUUCCGGCUGGUCUGUCAGCCCGAGGAAAGGAUAAAUGGAGGCCCCCCCACUUAUCCCGUAGUUGUCCCUCAGGAGGGAACCCAAGCGUCCGAUAUCCUAGUCACUAUGACCGCUGCUAUUGCUUGCCUCCAGCUUUUGGCUGCAGCGGCAGGUGAGCUAGACAGGAGCGCUCCCAGCUCUCUCACCCCGGACCUCUCGAGUCUGUCCCCCUGUAGUCUCCUCCCUUUGCUCCCCACCUGCCUCUCCCUCACUCCUCUGUUCUUCGGACCGGCCGGUCCGUUAUUGGCAGCGUCUGGCGGGGAAGUCGAGGCUCGCCUUCGCUGGCUCGCACCCGAUGGGGAGGAGGUGACUCUUGGAGGGUCCCCCUUCUCGGCCGAGGCUUCCGUGGGGCUGCGGGUGAUCCUAAGCGAGCCAGCUCAGGAGAAGCCCCGGAGCCUUAGCCUUAUCCUCAGUCCCCCCGUUGGGGAGGAGGGCUCUGUCGCAGAGCUGCAGUGCAAGGUGUCAGGGAUCCCCCGGCCCAACAUUACCUGGGAGCAUCAGGGCUUGGUCUCUUCUGCUCCCUUAGGUCGGGCGACCGUGCACGGUGAGACGCUGAUUAUCCGAGAACCGGAGCCGUCGGAUGCCGGGGUUUACCCUUGCGAGGCGUCCAUAGCCGAGCGCACGGAGAGCGCAGGGGAGAACAUGAUGCUGAGUGACUUGUGAGCAGACAGCGGGCGGCGGGGGGGACACAGCUCGGGUUUGGGGGUGUCCUUAACCUUUCGGGGCCAGUUCAUUCAUACUCCCACUCCCUCCUUUCCCUUCCGCCUCUCAGUCCGUCCCCGACUGGAGGGACCCAAGGGGAACGCGGUGCGGACGCGCCGGGGACGGCUAACCACCCUGACCAUGUGGGUGCACUGGGAGCCGCUCCCGGAGCUCAACUUCUCUUGGAGUGGGAGCAGCCUCCAGGAAAUUCGCCAGGGGGCACCACACACACACGCAUCUUCCAGGUGAGGGUACUGGGGUCUGGGUCCCUGGGGCGGUGGGGAAUAGGUCCAAGAGCUAAGCUCCCCUCCCGUUUCUGUCCUGCUGCCUCGGUUCACCCCUAAGGAGGAGACAGAUUUCACCCCAGUGAAGUUCCUGGGCUCCAGUCCCUUUGGCACCUCGGAACUGGAGAACCGGGUGCUGGAAGGUGAGCCCGAGGCUGGGGAUCCGAACCCCGAAAUCUGCGUCCCUUCCUCUCUUGAGUUUUCUGAAUCCUUAAGGGAGCGGCGAUGGGGGCUGGGAACCUGAGCUUCUGGGGGGCUUUAUUCGGAACUGGGGGGGUCCCCUCUUCAGUCCUCGUUACUUUGUCUUUUAGCCUCAGUACCAGGGACUUUCAGGCACUGAGUUUGGGUGCGCUUGGGAGCCUGGAAGCCUGAGUGUCUGAAGGUGAAGGAGCCUUUUAGCCGGGGUGGCGGAGCCGCAAUUGUUGAGGAUGUGGGAUCCAGGAUACCGGUGUCCUUAAAGGGGGGAGCCAGGAGAUCUAGAAUAAACGGCUUCUCCUUUCCCUCUCCCCAAAAAUCUGCGGGUGCAUUUAUUUCCUUUUUUCUUCUACCCUCUCCCCCCAGAAUCACCCUCCACAGUGCUGGGUCUUGGGGCCAUUUCAGGGCUUGCUUUGGCCCUUCUACUCAUCCUGGCCUUGGGAGUAGACGCCCUGUGCUGCUAUUCUCGACGUGUGGGACUAUUUGCCCGGGCUUUCCAUUGCUUUAAGAGAGCAGGACGAGAAUGGUGAGCCGGGAUGAGAGGGGGGAGAAGCAGGAAAAGGG
Molecule: messenger RNA, 1928 nt
Organism: Sarcophilus harrisii (Tasmanian devil)
Lineage: Eukaryota; Metazoa; Chordata; Mammalia; Dasyuromorphia; Dasyuridae
Product: hemicentin-2-like
Exons: 4
Coding region: 1-846 (281 amino acids)
Source: RefSeq, a predicted model, not a curated record